AUUUUGGUAUAGUCUGCCGAUUACAGAGCGCGUGAAAGGAUCGGAUUUCGGAUCAAAUAAAUAGCACCGGCGGAAAGUGGAAGUUAUAAUUUAAAAACACAAAUAAAAAAAAAUAAAAUAAUAAUCAAAGACUCUUUAUUUUUAAAUAAACAUAAAAACAAACUUUAAAAAUGACUUGAUGCGCAAACUUAAAGUACUUUGUUCUAGUUUUUCGUGAAAACGUCAAGCCUAAAAAAUCCUACAAAAUUCAUUGAGCUAGAAAGUCCUUCCCCUAGGAUAUUCUAAUAGAGCUGUAAUGAUGCAGGACACCAGCCUCAAUAUGUCGCAGCCAAUGUCCAAUUCCCACCACCGGCUGCCAUUCAAUGAGACAGUUCUAAAGGACUUUAAGCUCACCAGCAGCGACAUCGACAAGUUUGUGCAACUAAUGCAUCAGUUCCAGCGUAAGAAUAUGUCCACCCAGAUGGACGAGUGCCAUGGCUACUGUCAGGGGGAAAUCUACAGCUGGCUGCGUGCCUACAAUAACAUCCAUGGCUAUGUUUCUCUUAUGAUUUGCAUAUUCGGGACGAUAGCAAACAUCUUGAACAUAAUGGUCCUGACCAGAAAGGAAAUGGCCAAGACGCCAAUAAAUAAUAUCUUGAAGUGGCUGGCAGUGGCAGAUAUGUUUGUGAUGCUGGAGUAUAUACCCUACACCUCCUAUCAAUACAUAUACAUGGGUCCUGAUGAAAAGGAUUUGAGCUACACCUGGGCGGUGUGUCUGCUGAUUCACAUGCACUUCACACAGAUUCUGCACACCAUAUCGAUUGGACUGACGGUGACCCUGGCCGUGUGGCGAUACGUGGCUAUCAGACAUCCGAACGGGGGCUGUGCCAACUUCCUGCUAGCACAUUCCCGGGAGGCGAUCCUCCUGCCCUUCGUCCUCUCCCCGAUCCUCUGCCUGCCCACGUACUUUGUGUUCAAGGUGCGAGAGACGUACGACGUGGACAAAGUCCAAUCGGAGGCCAUGUAUCAUGUAUAUUUUGAUCAGGACUCUGUGCUAUACAGGUUCAAUUUCUGGAUACAUUCCGUGCUAAUCAAACUGCUGCCUUGUGCCAUUCUAAUUGUGAUCAGUACCGUGCUAAUGCAUGUCCUGUGCGAAGCCUCGAGGCGUCGAUUAAAGCUCCGGGAUUACAACAAUCCCGCCAAGUAUGCCAUCCAGCUCAAUCUGAAUGAAACCAAGUCCAAAAGGCCACCGCGAUGUGAUCGCCGUAAUGAUCGCACCACCCUGCUCCUGGUGGCGGUGCUGGUGCUGUUUCUGGUGACGGAGUUUCCUCAAGGACUGCUUGGUCUCUUGUCUGGGGUUAUGGAGAAGUGCUUCUUUGCCCACUGCUAUCCGCCCUUCGGCGAGCUGAUGGACCUUUUGGCGCUGAUCAAUGCCGCCGUGGGCUUCGUGCUCUAUGGAUUGAUGUCGAAGCAGUUCCGAACCACCUUCCGGUCGCUCUUUAUGAAGCGGCACUUCGGGAGCACCGAGAUGACCCGCCUGACCCGAGUGACCACGACGUGCGUGUAA
Messenger RNA from Drosophila ananassae, 1546 nucleotides. Its product is annotated as G-protein coupled receptor dmsr-1. The transcript is spliced from 7 exons. Gene Ontology annotation, molecular function: G protein-coupled peptide receptor activity. The coding region runs from base 296 to 1546 and encodes 416 amino acids. Lineage: Eukaryota; Metazoa; Arthropoda; Insecta; Diptera; Drosophilidae. Gene Ontology annotation, cellular component: membrane. Gene Ontology annotation, biological process: G protein-coupled receptor signaling pathway. The record is from RefSeq and is a predicted model, not a curated record.